AAAAAAAGGUGAUAGUGUUACAUUGUAUCAGCAAAUUAUGUUUGUUUAGGCCUUGAACCCCUAUGGACUUUGUGGGUUUUAGCUCACUUCACAUACAAAAGAUUCUCAUGCUUAGCUAUGUGGCUCUUAUGAUUGAGAAGCAAGAUCUCUCCACUCAUUGUGCUUCAGCUUUGGUAUGUUAUUAGUUCUUUUCUCUUUUCUAUGCAAGUGCUUUUAUUUACUUUUAUAUAUUUUAUGCAACUCAUUUCUCUAGAAAUGAGCAAGUUAUCAUGUAACAGUUCAGACCAUCUGCAUAUAUGAAUAUUAUCGGCUUUGGCACUAAGGAAUCCUCUUACAACCCAGCUUUCACGGAUUUAAAACGCGUCCACAAAAGAAAGGUAUUUAGCCUUAUAAGGCAUGCUUCGUUCUUCUUUCCAACCGAUGUGGAACUUCACAUAUCACCUAUUAGGAGCAGAGAGAGAAUCCAAGUUUGCAAAGUGCUCUCUCUUUUCCAUUUGGCUUUUAAUACUGGAAUGAAAAUACUAAGAGGGUUUAAUCAUCUGGAAAAUUGCUUGAAGUAUUCUUAAAAUGGCAACCCUUUUUCCUAGAAGAAUUAAAGCAUUUCCUGUUGAUGGGAAAAUAUCUUCUUUGGGUUCUCCAACAUUAUAUGAAAAUGUAAACACAUAUACAAAAAUUUGCAACACUAAAAAAAAAAAAAAAAAGUGCUAAUGUUACAUUGUAUUAGCAAAUUAUGUUUGUUUAGGCCUUGAACCCCUAUGGACUUUGCAAGUGGGUUUUAGCUCACUUCACAUACAAAAGAUUCCCAUGCUUAGCUAUGCAGCUCUUAUGACUAAGCAAGCAAGAUCUCUCCACUCAUUGUGCUUCAGCUUUGGUAUGUUAUUAGUUCUUUUCUCUUUCCUAUGCAAGGGUUUUUUAUUUGCUUUUAUAUAUUUUAUGCAACUCAUUUCUCUAUUUCUAUUGGACAUUCAACAAGCUAUCACCUAUUAGGAGCAGAGAGAGAAUCCAAGUUUGCAAACAUGACAACCGCUUACAAGCUUUAUCUGUAGAUGCUGUAAUCGUAAUGUUGAGUUAUAUGUCACUAUCAAUUAUAAUCACCACCUUCAAGAAGGAGAAUGUUAAGAGACCCCUUGAGGGAUUUGGAGUUCUUGUUCCUUCUAAAGAGCAGAAUAAUGGCUUAAAGACCCUUGGUACUCUCUUUUCUUGCAUGAUGUUUCCGGAUCGUGCACCUAAUGACCUACACCUUUAUACAACCUUUGUUGGGGAAAGUCGAAAUAAGGAACUAGCUAAUUCUUCAACUUAUGGAAGCUCCAAUGCUUUUUGCUUCGAUGACGAGUUGAAGCAAACUGUCAUCUAUGACCUUUGGCAGUUAUUAGGAGCAGAGGGAGAACCCAAGUUUGUGAAGUACUUUCUCUUUCCGUUCUGGCUAUUAAUAUUGGAAACAAAAUACAUUAGAAGCGAUUUAUCUAGAAUGUUUGAAGUAUAUGAAUGUAGUCAUUUUUAUUAGAAGAAAGCAUUUCCUCUGUAUGAGUAUAAUUAUGAUUCAGUGAUAGCAGGAAUCGAGAAAAUGAAGAAAAACCUUCCUGGGUUCUUCUAUGCAGGUAUGUUCUUACCGACUUAACGUAUGGGAUAUAAUCUUAUAGUGGCGAUGAGCGGUAGUUUUCAAAUCUUUAGA
Molecule: messenger RNA, 1672 nt
Organism: Ziziphus jujuba (common jujube)
Lineage: Eukaryota; Viridiplantae; Streptophyta; Magnoliopsida; Rosales; Rhamnaceae
Product: protoporphyrinogen oxidase 2-like
Exons: 4
Coding region: 1061-1504 (147 amino acids)
Molecular function (GO): oxidoreductase activity
Source: RefSeq, a predicted model, not a curated record